This is a messenger RNA of Solea senegalensis (Senegalese sole), 3763 nucleotides long. RefSeq names its product fem-1 homolog b (gene fem1b). Gene Ontology annotation, molecular function: protein binding. The record is from RefSeq and is a predicted model, not a curated record. NCBI's taxonomy places the organism in Eukaryota, Metazoa, Chordata, Actinopteri, Pleuronectiformes, Soleidae. The transcript is spliced from 2 exons. The coding region runs from base 501 to 2384 and encodes 627 amino acids.
CCGGUCGGAGGUGUUUUCAAGUCGCACAAUUACUUCCGGUAACUUGUUAGCUAACAGAAGGUGAAAGUGCUGGUGUUUCUUUCUUCUUCGACUCUUUCGUCUUGUUUUGGGGUUUUUUGGAGGCGGAAACAUCGACAGAGAACGACUCGGUAACGCGAGAAACGAUGUUUCACUUUAAGUCUUACACAAAAAGCUGAAAAGUGUCAUUUUCAAUGAGCGGCUCGCUCACGUUGACAAGCUAAGCUAACCGGCUAGCACGCUCAGCUGACGCCUGGUGCCUGGGACGGAGGCACAGAACCCGGACUCUUGAGUGCAGGAGGUUGAGGCUGAAGCCCCAGCAGACUCCUCGGUGUUUCUCUGUGACGGAGAAGAUUCCCGGUUCAUGCGAGCUCCAGGCUCAGCUUCGACAGUUUAAUGGGAGGCGGGUUGUUUUGGAGGAGCGGACACUGCGGGCGUCAGCUGCAAGCACAGCCGGGGUCCUGGCUCCCUGUCGGGCUCAGAUGGAGUCUCUGGCCGGUUACGUGUACAAGGCAGCCAGCGAGGGCCGAGUCCUGACCCUGGCCGCGCUGCUGCUCAACCACUCCGAGGUGGACACCCACUACCUGCUGAGCUACGUGACCCACUUGUCCGGGCAGAAGUCCACCCCGCUCAUCAUCGCUGCCCGGAACGGACACGACAAAGUGGUCCGGCUGCUGCUGGACCACUACAGAGUGGAUACCGAACAGACCGGCACGGUUCGGUUUGAUGGCUACGUCAUAGACGGCGCCACAGCUCUGUGGUGCGCAGCCGGAGCAGGACAUUUCGAGGUGGUGCGUCUGCUGGUGAGUCACCAUGCCAACGUCAACCACACCACCAUCACCAACUCCACGCCGCUGCGGGCCGCCUGCUUCGACGGACGCCUGGACAUCGUCCGCUACCUGGUGGAACACAGCGCGGACAUUAGCAUCACUAACAAGUACAACAACACGUGCCUGAUGAUCGCCGCCUACAAGGGCCACGCUGAUGUCGUCAAGUUCCUGCUGGAGCAGGGCGCCAACCCCAACGCCAAGGCGCACUGCGGCGCCACUGCCCUGCACUUUGCGGCUGAGGCGGGACAUUUGGAAAUCGUAAAAGAGCUGGUGCGCUGCCAGGCGGCCAUGGUGGUGAAUGGACAUGGCAUGACGCCGUUGAAGGUGGCGGCAGAGAGCUGCAAGGCUGACGUGGUGGAGCUGCUGCUGCAACACGCCGACUGCGACCCCAGCAGCCACAUCGAGGCCCUGGAGCUGCUGGGCGCCUCGUACGCCAACGACCGGGAGAACUACGACAUCCAGAAGACGUACCACUACCUGCACAUGGCCAUGACGGAGCGCUACCGCGAUCUGGAAAGCGUCAUCGCCAAAGAGUUGUUGCCGCCCAUCGAGGCGUACGGUGGGCGCAGCGAGUGCCGGACGCUGCGGGACCUAGAGUCGAUCCACGCGGACAGAGACGCUCUGCACAUGGAGGGGCUGAUGAUCAGGGAGCGAAUCCUGGGCUCGGACAACAUCGACGUGGCCCAUCCCAUCAUCUACCGCGGUGCCGUCUACGCUGACAACAUGGAGUUCGAUCAGUGCAUCAAACUGUGGCUUCACGCUCUGCGCCUGCGGCAGAAAGGAAACCGGAACACGCACAAGGACCUGCUGCGCUUCGCCCAGGUCUUCUCGCAGAUGGUGCACCUGAAGGAGCAGGUGACGGCCUCAUCCGUGGAGCAGGUGCUGAGCUGCAGCGUUUUGGAGAUCCAGCGCAGUAUGACGCGGGUGGAGACGGCGACGGAGGCCGAGCUGCCGCAGGCCAUGGACAACUACGAGUCCAACGUCUUCACGUUUCUGUACCUGGCCUGCAUCUCCACCAAGACCACCUGCAGCGACGAGGAGCGCGCUCGCAUCAACAAGCACAUCUACGACCUGAUCCAGCUGGACCCGCGCUCGCGCGAGGGCUCCUCCCUGCUCCACCUCGCCAUCAGCUCCACCACGCCGGUCGACGACUUCCACACCAACGACGUCUGCAGCUUCCCCAGCGCGCAGGUCACCAAACUGCUGCUGGACUGCGGCGCGCAGGUCAACGCCAUCGACCACGAGGGCAACACGCCGCUGCACGUCAUUGUCCAGUACAACCGGCCCAUCAGCGACUUCCUCACGCUGCACGCCAUCAUCAUCAACCUGGUGGAGGCCGGCGCCCACACGGACAUGACCAACAAGCAAAAGAAGACUCCGCUGGACAAGAGCACCACAGGCGUGUCGGAGAUCCUGCUGAAGACGCAGAUGAAGAUGAGCCUCAAGUGUCUGGCGGCGCGAGCCGUGCGCCACCACCAGAUCACGUAUCGCAACCAAAUCCCCAAAAUCCUGGAGGAGUUUGUGGAGUUCCACUAAAAAACGCGACGUUGUUUUUAAACAGUCUCUUAUCGUUUUCUAAUGAAUCUAAACGGUGCUAAAGACGACGACGACGACGACGACGACGCCACCGCGAGGAAUAAAAAAAACUGUUUUGCCAUUUUUAUAAAUUAAAAAAAGUCGGUUGAUUUUUUUUUCUCCUAUAUUUUAAAUAUUAAUGAACUACCAGCUGACGGUCUGUCUGCGACGCCUUAUGUUCACGCCGUCACAGACGCCGCGUUGGCGGAGAAUUCUCACCUGUGUCAUCACGCUACAGUUUUUAUUUUUAAUAUGAAGAAGUAGUUUUCACUGUUCUUUUUGUUUUUUUACAGUGGACAGAAUUUGCCUCCUGGACUUUAUAUUAAUCAGGUUUUUACUUAAUUAUUCUAUUUUGAAAUCCCGCCGCCUCCCCUCUUUUUUUAUAUUGAAGAGGAUCUUAAAGAUGUAGUUCGGGGUUUUUUUUAAGUGUGGUUGCAUGAGGUGCUGACACUGAGGUGAGCAAAAAAUGAUCUGUUAUUAUAAAAUGUAUACACCUACUUUUAAGUAAACUUUAGUAUUAAUGAAGAGAUUUGGGAGCAGGGACAUGUGCUCAAGGGUCAGGGUCAUGGACUAUGUCUCAGAAAUCACUCUCUAUUCACCAAGUUUGCCGUCUUGUCACGCUGUCUGUAUGAAUGAGGGAGCCCGACAGAGACACAAGGAGAAACUGAUUUAAGCACAAUGUUCACGUCUUUAUCUCACUGUUAAAUGAACAUUUUUGAAGUUUGUGUCCCUUCGUAAAACCACCGUCUCUCCUGUGGGAGAGUGAGUAGUUUACAAAGUUCAGUUUCCUGUCAGAAAAGUCUGUUCAACAGUGAGAUAAAGACGUGAAACAUUGUGAAUAUUUCACAGACAUAAUUUUACUAGUUACUAGUCGCGUGUGUGUGUGUGUGUGUGUGUGUCAGUACCUCACACAACCGCACUUUAAAAACAUAUAAACUUUGCCUUUAAUUAAAAAAGAAAAGCAGUAGUCGACAGUAAUGUUCGAAAAUAUGCUCACUAUAUUUAAAUGCCACGCUAAUGAAAGCAUUAAUGACGUGUCUGCUCAAACACAAAGAUCAGAGCCGUUUUUUUUUUCGUUUAUCUAAUGACAUAUAAAUCCUCAACCAGUGGAGGGAAUGAGAGGGUGAUUGUAGACACCACCUCACUCAGAUCAUGUGAUGUUCCAACCACAGCUGUAACAUCUCAUCUCACGGUUGCUACAGAAUGUUGAAAUAAUGUUUGUAUAAAUUCUUCCUUCUUAUUUGAGGCAUAAAAAGUAAAGCAUGACUUAUUUUUUAAUAUCAACAAAUCUGUAACAUACCAGUGGAGGAAAAGUGGGUGAAUAAAACCCUGAAACCUGA